Molecule: messenger RNA, 1074 nt
Organism: Hemisphaericaspora subhashii
Lineage: Eukaryota; Fungi; Ascomycota; Pichiomycetes; Serinales; Debaryomycetaceae
Gene: PTC4
Product: type 2C protein phosphatase
Exons: 1
Coding region: 1-1074 (357 amino acids)
Biological process (GO): protein dephosphorylation
Molecular function (GO): cation binding; protein serine/threonine phosphatase activity
Source: RefSeq, a predicted model, not a curated record
AUGGGACAAUUAUUAUCUCAUCCAAUUGAAGAUAAACAAUUGGAUUAUAAAAUACACAAUAAACUUUCAUAUUGUGUAGGGGCGAUGCAAGGAUAUCGAAUGACAAUGGAAGAUGCCCAUGAUGUUAAGAUUAAUGAAGAUGAAAGUUUAGCAGUAUUUGGAGUAUUUGAUGGACAUGGUGGGAAACAAUGUUCAGAAUAUUUAGCAAUACAUUUACCAAGAUUAAUAUUUCGAGAAUUACAAAAAUAUAAAAGAAAGAAAGCAAGUCAAUUAGAGAAUUCAGAUCCUGCUGGUGGUAAUAGAAGUAGUGGUAGUGGAGGUAAUGGAAAUGUUAUUCGGAUUAUUCGGGAUUGUUUCUUUCAAAUUGAUUAUGAAUUGAAUCAAAAUUUACUUCAUGCAAUCAAUUGUGGUAGUACUGCAAUUAUAUCAAUCAUGUUAGAUGAUAGAAUAUAUGUAGCGAAUACUGGUGAUUCUAGAUGUAUUUUAUCAAUCAAUGGUUCGGCAAAAACAUUAUCAUUUGAUCAUAAACCAAGUAAUAUGGGAGAAAGAGUUCGAAUUGAAAAUAGUAAUGGUUAUGUAUUGAAUAGUCGAAUAAAUGAAAUUCUUGCAUUAUCAAGAGCAUUUGGAGAUUUUAAAUUUAAAUUACCAUUUAUUGAUAGUUCAAGAAAUAAAUAUAUUAAUGAAAAUAAACUUAAAUUACUGAAAAAAAUUGUUCAUUUACCUCCAGAAUUAUUUCAAGUUACUGUUGAACCUGAUAUAUUAAUUUAUGAUAUUAAGAAUGUUUAUACUCCACCACCUGAGUUUUUAGUGAUUGCUUGUGAUGGAAUUUGGGAUUGUUUUAAGAAUAAUCAAUUGGUGAAAUUAAUUAGAGAUAAAUUGGCAUUUGGUUGGAAAUUAAAUAGAAUUGUCGAAUAUAUUUUGAAUGAUUGUUUAACAAUGGCGAAUAAUUAUACCGGAAUUGGUUUCGAUAAUAUGACAUUAAUCAUAGUUGCAGUUCAUCCUCAAGGUGGUAAUAUGGAUGAUUGGUAUAAAAUGAUGAUUGAUAAAGUAUUAAAAGAGAAAAACUUAAUGUAA